Messenger RNA from Artibeus jamaicensis (Jamaican fruit-eating bat), 3406 nucleotides. It is a transcript of the gene PLA2G4F, whose product is annotated as phospholipase A2 group IVF. Gene Ontology annotation, molecular function: calcium ion binding; calcium-dependent phospholipid binding. NCBI's taxonomy places the organism in Eukaryota, Metazoa, Chordata, Mammalia, Chiroptera, Phyllostomidae. The transcript is spliced from 20 exons. Gene Ontology annotation, biological process: glycerophospholipid catabolic process. The record is from RefSeq and is a predicted model, not a curated record. Gene Ontology annotation, cellular component: cytosol. Bases 85 to 2637 code for a protein of 850 amino acids.
UGAACAGGCAGUGAGCGUGUGCAGAAGAGAGCAAGGCGGCUCUGGAAAGCAGGCGGCUUCUUGCAGGGAAGGGAGCUGCCAGCCAUGCUCUGGGCACUCUGGCCAAGGUGGCCAGCAAGCAAGGGGCUGCCCCUCCUGGGCGUGGUGUGUCUGCGAAAGAGAGAGAACAGGGCACCUCAGUGGAGUCACUGGCAGCGGGAAACCCACCCAUACUAUGACCUCCAGGUGAAGGUGCUGAGGGCCAGAAAUAUCCGGGGCUCAGACCUGUUGUCCAAAGCUGACUGCUACGUGCAGCUGUGGCUGCCCACAGCCUCUCCCAGCCGCGCCCAGACAAGGGUGAUAGCCAACUGCAGUGACCCCGAGUGGAAUGAGACCUUCCAUUACCAGAUACACGGCGCUGUGAAGAAUGUCCUGGAGCUCACCCUCUAUGACAAGGACGUGGUGGGCAGUGACGAACUCUCCGUGCUGCUGUUUGACCUGAAGAGCCUCAAGCCCGGCCAACCCCACAGGCACACCUUCUCACUCAACCAGCAGGAUUCACAAGAGCUACAGGUGGAGUUUGUUCUGGAGAAGAGCCAGGUGCCUGCAUCUGAAGUCAUCACCAACGGUGUCCUGGUGGCUCAGCCCUGUCUGAGGAUCCAGGGUGCCCUCAAGGGAGGUGAGACGGCUCCACACAGAAAGUAUGGCGGCUCUAGGCAGGUUCGGCUGGCAGUGCCUGGGGCCUACGAGAAACCACAGCCCUUGCCCCUGCAGCCUCCCGUGGAGGCAAGCCCCCCAGCCACCUUUACCUUCCAUGUGAAUCCGGUGCUUCGCUCCAGGCUGGAUGUGGAGCUGGCGGAGAAGCUCACAGUCCUGGAGAGUGGCCCGAGUGCUGAGUUGGAGGCUCAGAAUAGCAACCUGGGUGAGGGGAGCAUCCUGCUCUCCUCGCUGACCCUGGGUCAGGAGGAACAGCGCUUGGUGACUCUCGGGGAGGGCCAGGAGGUGGCUCUGAGUGUGCAGGCAGAAAUGAGCUCUGGGGACCUUGACCUACGCCUUGGCUUUGACCUCUGUGAUGGGGAGCGAGAGUUUCUGGACAAGAGGAAGCAGAUCGUGUCCAAGGCCCUGCAGCAGGUGCUGGGAUUGAGCCAGGCUCCUGACAGUGGCCAGGUGCCUGUGGUGGCUGUGCUGGGCUCUGGAGGUGGGACCCGUGCCAUGUCUUCUCUGUAUGGCAGCCUGGCAGCGCUGCAGGAACUCAGCCUCCUGGACACUGUGACCUACCUGAGUGGGGUCUCUGGGUCCACCUGGUGCAUCUCCACACUGUACAAGGACCCAGCUUGGUCCCAGGUGGCUUUGCAGGGCCCCAUGGAGCAUGCCCGGGCCCGGGUCUGCAGCAGUAAGGUGGGCGCAGUGUCCACGGAGCGCCUACAAUACUACGCUCAGGAACUGCAGAACCUGGAAAGCAAUGGCCACAGCGUUUCCUUCAUUGACCUCUGGGGCCUCCUCAUUGAGUAUUUCCUAUACGAGGAGGAAAACCCUGCCAAGCUCUCCGACCAGCAGGAGGCUGUGAGCCAGGGCCAGAACCCUUAUCCCAUCUACGCGGGUGUCAACGUCCACCCCAACAUCAGCGGGGAAGACUUCGCAGAGUGGUGCGAGUUCACCCCCUACGAGGUUGGCUUCCCCAAAUAUGGGGCUUACGUUCCCACCAAGCUCUUUGGCUCAGAGUUCUUCAUGGGGCAACUGCUGAGGCCCUGGCCGGAGCCCCGGAUAUGCUACCUGCAGGGUAUGUGGGGCAGCGCCUUUGCAGCCAGCCUGGACGAGAUCUUCCAGAAGACCGCUGGCUCCAGCCUCGGCUUCCUGAACUGGUACCGAGGCUGUGUGAACGUCACAGAUGACUGCCAGAAGCUUCAGCGGCACGACCCCACGAGGCUGCGAACGAGGCUCUUCACCCCCCAGGGGCCCUUCUCCCAGGCAGUGCUAGACUUAUUCACCUCGAGAUUCACCUCUGCGGAGAACUUCAACUUCACCCGGGGCCUCUGUCUGCACAAGGACUAUGUGGCCUGCAGGGAUUUCGUGGCCUGGAAAGACUCUCACCCAGACGCCUUCCCCAACUGGCUCACUCCCAUGCGGGACUGCCUGUCGCUGGUGGACGGGGGCUUCGCCAUCAACUCUCCCUUCCCGCUGAGCCUGCCGCCGCAGAGAGCGGUGGACCUCUUCGUGUCCUUCGACUACUCCCUGGAUGCGCCUUUUGAGGUCUUACAGACGACAGAGAAGUACUGCCUGGACCGAGGCAUCCCCUUCCCCAAAAUCGAGGUGCUCCCUGAGGACCUGGAGGAGCCCCGUGAGUGCUACCUGUUUGCCACGGAUGAGGACCCCCGGUCACCCAUUGUGCUACACUUCCCCCUGGUCAACCGUACCUUCCGUACACACCUGGCCCCAGGUGUGGAGCGACAGACAGCUGAGGAGAAGGCUUUUGGGGACUUUGACAUCAACGGGCCAGACACACCCUACGGCAUGAUGAACUUUACCUAUGAGCCCGAGGAGUUUGAUCGGCUGGUGGCCCUGAGUCGAUACAAUGUUCUGAAUAAUGUAGAGACCAUCAAGCAGGCCCUCCAGCUGGCUCUGGACCGGCGGCAGGCGGGGGCUGGGGCCGGAGACUGACCCAGUCUGCAGCUGGGAGACUGGGACACAGGAGGGACUGUGAGGCUCCAGCCCAGAACGUGGUAGAGGGAGGGGCGGGCUCUGCGGGGCUUCUGCUUCGCAUCGUGCUGGGACCUGCCUUAAGGUGCCCCAGGCCCCAGAAUUGUCUUGCAGAAUUACAGCUUGGACAUGGGGCAGAGACCUUCUGGUGUGUGUUUCUGGGGCAAGAUGGGGCAGUAUGUCUCUGCGGGGGCUCUUGGGCAGAAGCAAGCCACGCUCACUUUGCAGUGGAGUGUGUAGAGGGGAUGGAGGUAAUGGUCUAGCCCCACGGCCCACCCCACACGCAGAAGGACCUCAGACCCUCACCAGAAUGGGAGCUGUGAGAGCUGGGGUGGAGGUUACUCUGCUUAAACUGGGACCAGAAGCGAAGAUGCAUCCACUCAAUCCACACUUGCGCCCGUGGCCGAAUCCCUGACCCCCUCUCCUCCAUGGCCCAGCCCUGGCCCCAUCCCUGUCCUUGUUCCCAGCUCCUGGCUGCAGUGUUAGUGCAAUUGAGAAUGAAGGGGGACCACGUGGGUUGCCAGUCUGGGUCACCAACUCCAUCGUCCUUUUUGCUAACCUUUCUUCACUCUCCAGCCUCCCCCAUCCCUCCUCGUAGCCCACCACCCUUCUCUGCUCAGCCUCCUGAAGGCUGUGCGGUGAUGACCCACCCAGGCCAGACUCCAUUUCAAGGUGUGCAUGUUGUCUGCCUGCUGCCUCCUUAACUCAGGUCGCGUUCCCUUGUCACAUG